This is a messenger RNA of Synchiropus splendidus (mandarinfish), 602 nucleotides long. It is a transcript of the gene myl2b, whose product is annotated as myosin, light chain 2b, regulatory, cardiac, slow. The coding region runs from base 24 to 530 and encodes 168 amino acids. Gene Ontology annotation, biological process: muscle cell fate specification; heart development; cardiac muscle contraction. NCBI's taxonomy places the organism in Eukaryota, Metazoa, Chordata, Actinopteri, Syngnathiformes, Callionymidae. Gene Ontology annotation, molecular function: calcium ion binding. The transcript is spliced from 7 exons. Gene Ontology annotation, cellular component: myofibril; cytoplasm. The record is from RefSeq and is a predicted model, not a curated record.
UAUCAUCCAGAAACAGCUCAAGCAUGGCACCCAAGAGAGCGAAGCGGAGAGCAGAGGGAGCCAACUCCAAUGUGUUCUCCAUGUUUGAACAGGCUCAGAUCCAGGAGUUUAAAGAGGCCUUCACCAUCAUGGACCAGAACAGAGACGGUUUUAUUGACCAGAACGACCUGAGAGACACAUUUGCAGCUUUAGGUCGGUUAAAUGUCAAGCAGGAAGAGAUCGAUCAGAUGCUAAAAGAAGCACCAGGUCCAAUAAAUUUCACUGUGUUCCUCACCAUGUUUGGAGAGAAAUUAAAAGGUGCCGACCCUGAGGAGACCAUCCUCAAUGCUUUCAAGGUCUUUGACCCCGAGGGAAAGGGAACGCUAAAGAAAGACUUUGUGACUCAAAUAAUGACGACCCAAGCAGACCGGUUCUCUCCAGAAGAGAUGCACCAGAUGUUUACUGCAUUCCCUCCAGAUGUGGCAGGAAACUUGGACUACAAGAAUUUGGUCUACAUCAUCACACACGGCGAGGAGAAGGAUCAGGAGUAGACUAUCUGAACGAUGCCGAUACAGUCCACAAUUCAGCGAGUCCGCUUUGCAGCUGGUGAUUAAAUAAAAGUU